Molecule: messenger RNA, 1706 nt
Organism: Sorghum bicolor (sorghum)
Lineage: Eukaryota; Viridiplantae; Streptophyta; Magnoliopsida; Poales; Poaceae
Product: trihelix transcription factor ASR3
Exons: 3
Coding region: 387-1469 (360 amino acids)
Source: RefSeq, a predicted model, not a curated record
CUAUAAUAAUAUACUAAAUAAAUAAAUAAAUCUCCAAGCCUUUCUCCUAAUCACUCACACUCAUUGCUUGCCUGUAGCUUUUCCUUAAUCCACUUGUCAAACCCUUGUAAGCUGCAAACCACUCCCUGCCUUUUUCUUCUCCUUCUCUACUCUCCUCUACUCUAGUCUUUUGUUUGGGAAUUGGGAUGGCAGGAGAGGAGAGGAGAGGAGCCUCCUCCACUAACCAACCCUUAAUCAAAGUCGUUAACCCUGAUUAGUUGGCUGGCUCCCUCCUAAUCCCCCCACGCCCUUUCCGGUAGUCCCUCCCUCUUGCCCUCUGCUAGGUGCUACCGGCUCUUCUCGGGGGCCAAGGCAAGGCCAAGGAGCGAGCCCGAGCCGGGGACGGCAUGUCAAACGCCGGCGGCGAGGGCAGCAGAGGCGUGGGGACGGGCCGGGGGUCGCGGCUGCCGCGGUGGACGCGGCAGGAGAUACUGGUGCUCAUCGAGGGCAAGCGGGUGGUGGAGAGGAGCGGGCGCGGCCGGGGCCGGGGCCGUGUACGCGGAGGGGGAGGAGGCGACGGCGGCGCGGAGCCGACCAAGUGGGCGGCGGUGGCGGAGUACUGCCGGCGCCACGGCGUGGACCGGGGCCCCGUGCAGUGCCGCAAGCGCUGGAGCAACCUCGCCGGCGACUACAAGAAGAUCAGGGAGUGGGAGCGCGGGUACGCCGCCAGGAAGGAGGCCUCGUUCUGGGCCAUGCGCAACGACGCGCGCCGGGAGAGGCGGCUCCCGGGCUUCUUCGACCGCGAGGUCUACGACAUCCUCGAGGGCCGUGGCGCCGCCGCCGGGAAUGCGGUUGCGGCGGCGCUGGAGGACGCGGAGGAGGGCAAGGAGGAGGAGGAGGAGGAGGAGGAGGUGGAGGCCAAGGCGGUGCUUCGCACUGCGGGCCGCCGCGGGGUCCAAGGGAGCGGACUCUUCUCCUCGUCUGAGGACGAGGACGACCAAGACGACGACGCGGCCACGCCAAGUCCCACACCAACACCGACGCCGACGCCGGCGCCGGCCGCUGCGGUCGCCGUGCCGAUCCCCGGUGAGCAAGCUGUUCCGUUCUUCCUUGAUGAAAUGGCGCGUGCCUCCUCUAUUUCAGUGCACGUUACAGAGAAGACGACUGAUGUGCCCAGGCAAGCGAGCUCCGAGCAAGCAGGCACAUCAAAAGAAAAGCAGCCGGAGCAAAUCACCGAGGACUCACCAGCGCAGUGCGGGCAGAAGAGGCAGCGCAGCGACGACAAUGCCUCCGGAAGAGCCACGACCAACCUGCAGGGGCAGCUGGUUGAGAUCCUAGACCGGAGCAGUCAGAUGGUGGCGGCGCAGCUAGAGGCGCAGAACAUCAACAGCCGACUGGACAGGGAGCAGAGGAAGGACCAAGUGAGCAGCCUGCUUGGUGUGCUUGGCAAGGUGGCUGAUGCCCUCUACAGAAUUGCUGAUAAGCUGUAGCCGCCGCUGUGUGUCUUGAGCACAGUAAAUAAUCGCUGCAAGAAUGUACAGAUUGAUACAGGUUCUUGGCGUCCUGUUGUUACUGCGGAUUGGUUCUGAAAUUUGGUCAGAAACCUGAAAUGGGAUGCCCUAUUUUUUAACCCAUGGGAUAUUAUUGUAUUUGUAUACCCAUAUAGCCCCCAAAACUGUGUAUUCUGCUGACUCUCGUUUCUGUAUGGAAGUGCAUAUCUGAUGAUA